GAUUUAUAUAUAUAUCUCGCCCUGCUCGGGUCGUGCUCAAUAAAGCGCAACUAGCCUUAAGAUCACGGAAAACUCGGAACCUUGGCGUAAAGUAAUGGCGCAUCAACGAGUUGUUGCUGCUUAAAAGAAGGCGAACGCGUCUAAUUUCGAAAUUCUGUAGACAUCAAAAGCUUUCGAAUCUACGAAUCUACGAAUCUUCAUAGUACCGCAAAUCUCAGCUUGGUAGGAUGCAAGUUUUAGUUCUUGGAUUGCCUCGGACGGGUACACAAUCCCUCGCUGAUGGAUUGGCAAUACUUGGCAUCUCGCCGAUCUACCACAUGCGAGAAGUAGGAAAGAAUAACCAUGCGGAUCUCUGGACAGCCCUCAUGUAUCAAAAGUUCGAUAAAGAUGGUUCUUCACAGCGCCAGGGAGAUCUUGUCACAAUCCUGUCAAAUUACAAAUGCGUUGCCGACUACCCCGCUGCCAUAUUUGUUGACGAACUGCUCGCAGCUUAUCCUGAAGCUGCCGUCAUUUUGACAGUGCGAUCGGAAGACUCAUGGGCAAAGAGCAUGAAGCAAACUAUUGUGCACUAUCUUAAUCAUCGGGUGAUUGACGAAAAGACUCCAAUGGCGGUCAUGUCUAGAACCUACAGCAAGUUCUGUUGGGAUGACGACUUUGAGAAGAAUGGCCUGGCUCUAUUUCGACAACACAAUGAGCAGGUGAGAUUGGCAGCCACGGAGAGAAAGUUCCUAGAGUACACAGUGGGUGAUGGUUGGGAGCCAUUAUGUGCUUUCCUAGAGACGCCUGUCCCUGAGAAUAUACCUUUUCCGAAAAAGGAUGAUUGGUUAGGAUACAAGAAACAGAUACACAAGUAAGAGAUGUUGUUUACCGCUGAAUUGACGGAUACCACCAAAGAGAGCGCCAACAUAUAGCGACCAAAUAUUGCCGAGGGCUUUCUGACUAAAAAUCGGCAAUAUCCUGAAGUAGGUAGUGGAAGGAAUGCUAUUUGCCUCGUAGCGUCAAAGGGUUGUGCCGCUUUGCCGGUCAAAGCGCAGAGUCGAAAGAUUUAUCGCAUAAGC
Fusarium verticillioides 7600 is the source of this 1058-nucleotide messenger RNA. RefSeq lists its product as hypothetical. Lineage: Eukaryota; Fungi; Ascomycota; Sordariomycetes; Hypocreales; Nectriaceae. The transcript is spliced from 2 exons. The coding region runs from base 228 to 854 and encodes 208 amino acids. The record is from RefSeq and is a predicted model, not a curated record.